This is a messenger RNA of Saxophila tyrrhenica, 774 nucleotides long. RefSeq lists its product as uncharacterized. The record is from RefSeq and is a predicted model, not a curated record. The transcript is spliced from 5 exons. Lineage: Eukaryota; Fungi; Ascomycota; Dothideomycetes; Mycosphaerellales; Extremaceae. Gene Ontology annotation, biological process: mycotoxin biosynthetic process. Bases 1 to 774 code for a protein of 257 amino acids.
AUGCCCGAAAAGGUCGCCUACCAGCCGCUCAACGACGAAGCAAGCGAGGAAGCCGGAAAGUCCAGUACGCCACCGUGGGCCCGGCAUGACCGCGACCACGAAAAGCAGAAGCACUGGAGUCUGCAAUGGCUGAGGCUGGCAAGCGAGAUCGUUCUGGUGGCGUUGGUCUUCCUGCUGAGUCUGAAGAUCAUGAUGGACGGCAGCACGCCAAGAGCAGGAAGACCGCCAGGACCGAAUGAUCCCAAGCAGGACCUCGGCUAUUCCGACAAGGUCUUUAUGAACGAGUCCAAGUAUGCGAACGAGGGAGCGUUUUUGAGCGAGGAUAAGUUGAAAGAAACGCUGGCCAGCUGGGUACCGUUGUCUUCGAAGGGGCGAGGUUACGUCGAGAUACCAAAAGACGAACGAGACACUCUAGACGGACCGCCCUACCUCAUGAACCCCUUGAUGCGACCUAACAAGAAGGAAAUCUAUAUGGUCUCAGGUUUUCAUCAACUACAUUGCCUGAGCACGAUCAUGGCCUCCUACGCUCGCCUUCGCUUCGGCAAGGACGAGUCGGAGAUGGGCUUUCACAUUGCGCACUGUUUCGACUAUCUCCGCGAAGGCAUUUUGUGUGCUGGAGAUGCAACAUUGGAAGGCAAUAACACAGCCAAGUAUCCCGGUGUUAAAAUUCCAUGGGGCACAUCACAUCGCUGCGCCAACUGGGAUGCACUACGAGAAUGGGCUGACGAGCGGACGGUCUUCCCUUUCCCACCAGGCCUCGAUACCACCAUAUGA